This is a messenger RNA of Lachancea sp. 'fantastica', 1749 nucleotides long. The record is from the annotation of a GenBank genome assembly. Lineage: Eukaryota; Fungi; Ascomycota; Saccharomycetes; Saccharomycetales; Saccharomycetaceae.
AUGAAGCUUAGCAGUACCGUUUGGGCCCUAGGGUCUUUAUGGCAAGCGUCGGCGCAACUCCAGGCCCCCGAUAGCUCCAGUGAUGGAAAUUCUGGGAUUCCUGCCCGGGAUUCGACUGAAGCCUUGAACAAAAGGUACAUCAAAUUUGAUUUUAACAAGCUGAGAGGUGACUCUCCCGAUACAGCCGAGGCAGGAGCUCCAGGAAAGGCCAAACUGGUCAAAAGAAAUGAUGGAACAGCUUUGGUGUAUCUUAAAAAUGAGCAAACUUUUUACUCUGUGAACAUCGGUGUCGGUACGCCUGAGCAAAACCAGACUUUGCUUAUCGACACUGGAUCCUCGGAUCUGUGGCUAAUGGGAUCCAACAACCCAUAUUGUGCCUCAUCGUCGUCUAAGAAGAAUGUCGAAGUCAACUACGAAGAAAAGGAUCUCUUCAGUUUGCUCUCGUCCCUCACGGCGGAACUCACCACCGUUACACAAGUUACCGGAACCCAGCAGACCCCAACUUCGAUUUCCUCGGGAGAUGCCACGCUCUCGUGCUCCCAGUAUGGUACCUUUGCCACCGACUCGUCAUCGAGUUUCAAGUCCAAUAACUCCGAGUUUUACAUCUCCUACGGUGACGGUACCUACGCAUUGGGAGUUUGGGGCUCCGACAAAGUCACUUUGCAGGACGUACAAAUUCCAAGGGUCAAUUUUGCCGUUGCCAACGAAAGUACAUCGGAAUUUGGAGUCAUGGGUAUCGGUAUGGAAGAUUUGGAAUCUACAAACACACUUUCUGAAGAACGCCAUACGUAUGUCAACUUCCCCUCUGCGCUCGUGUUGCAAGGCGAUAUUCAUACCAGAGCUUUCUCGCUGUACUUGAAUAAGCUCGAAGAAACACAAGGAUCCAUUUUGUUUGGCGGCGUGGACCACAGCAAGUACAGUGGAUCUCUUUACACAAUACCCAUCAUCAACACCUAUAAAAAUCAGGGAUACGCCAACCCUAUCAGAUUCGAAAUCACAUUACAGGGUAUGGGGCUGAAUGCUAAUGAUACUCAAAAGACGUAUACUACAACCAAGAUCCCAGUUGUUUUGGACUCGGGCUCUACUCUCAGCUAUCUACCAGCCUCUCUAGUGAGCGCCGUGGCUUCGAGUUUGGGUGCCACUUACAGUUCAUCAAGCGAGCUUUACCUAUUUGAUUGUUCUAAAGUUAGCAACGAUGAUUCCUUCGUUUUCGAUUUCGGUGGAUUUCAAAUAGAGAGCAGUUUGGCCAACUAUAUCUUGCAGACCAGUGAUAAGUCUCAGUGCGCUUUGGGGAUGAUUCCGCAAACUUCGGGCAGUUUUAUUCUUGGCGACAACUUCCUCACAGCUGCCUACGUCGUGUACGAUAUCGACAACAUGCAAAUUUCCAUGGCUCAAGCCAACUACAAUGGCGGUGCGGAAGAUGUGGAAGUGAUUUCGAGCUCGGUGCCCAGCGCUACCAAUGCUCCGAUGUAUUCGUCGACUUUUUCGUCCACCGCUUCAGUUGUAACGGGUGGUAAUAUAUUUACUCUGUCGUCGAAUGGAGCCGUUCAGACAAGUGGUGGCUCAAAUAGCACAUCCAGUAGCAGAUCUGGUUCCGGCUCUGGAUCAAAAUCCAGUUCGGGCGCAAGUUCCACUGGUGGGUCGUCCGGCGGCAAAAAGAACGCAGCCGUAGGUGUUUCUGUGCCCAGUCAUGGACUUAUUAGCUUUUUGGUCACAGCGAGCAUUGGUCUUGUCGCUGGCCUUUUAUGA